This is a messenger RNA of Glarea lozoyensis ATCC 20868, 837 nucleotides long. Its product is annotated as Protein kinase-like (PK-like). The record is from RefSeq and is a predicted model, not a curated record. Gene Ontology annotation, cellular component: nucleus; EKC/KEOPS complex; cytosol. Bases 1 to 837 code for a protein of 278 amino acids. Gene Ontology annotation, biological process: protein phosphorylation. Lineage: Eukaryota; Fungi; Ascomycota; Leotiomycetes; Helotiales; Helotiaceae. The transcript has a single exon. Gene Ontology annotation, molecular function: protein serine/threonine kinase activity; ATP binding.
AUGGAGAUCGAGCCAGCAAGACCAAUACCCGCGCCCGCACUUGCACCUCCAGAUCUAUCACAAGUCGGGCCACCGUCGUCUCCUCUACCCCUCCCCAAAAUAUUCGCAAACGACCCCGCGCCUCCCACACUCGUCACUCAGGGUGCAGAAGCACUGUUAUAUCGCACCACCUACCUGCUUCCCUCGAUAGCAUGCGCACUCAAAUACAGACCGUCGAAACCAUAUCGACAUCCGAUACUGGACGCGCGAUUGACGAAGCAUCGAAUCCUGAGCGAGGCGCGAGUGUUGGUAAAGUGUAGGAAGGAAGGAGUACCUGUUCCGGCGGUCUUUGCGCUUGAUGAAAAGGAGGGAUGGUUAAUGAUUGAGUGGAUCGAGGGUGAGGUUGUAAGAAUUCGACUGAAUGAGUGGUUACAGAGAAGGAAGGAAGAAGGGGAGGAGCUCCGGGCCCGGCAUGAAGCCGUACUGAAGGGUUUGAUGGCGCGGAUUGGAAGUGCUAUUGGGAGAAUGCAUGGAGUCGGAAUUGUUCAUGGAGACUUGACGACCAGCAAUCUUAUGUUAAGAGGUGGGAGUGAAGAUCUUUUAGCGGAUGAUAAAAUUUUAGAAGGAGAGGUUGUGCUCAUAGAUUUUGGACUCGCAAGCCAGAGCACAGCGGACGAAGACCGAGCAGUGGACUUAUACGUGCUAGAGAGGGCCUUUGGAAGCACCCAUCCUAGAGCUGAAGGCCUAUUUUCGGAGUUACUAGUAAGCUAUGGAAAGAGCUUCAAAGGCGCAACUGUUGUCUUGAAAAAAUUAGAAGAUGUUCGAAUGCGUGGGAGGAAAAGAAGCAUGUUAGGAUAG